UCGUCAUUCGCACGCAUACAGAUUACUAUUUGCUGGAGAGAACGAAUGAACGAACACACAAAAGAAAAAUAGUAGUUUUCUAUACGAAUCGACGCCCAACCCAGCCCAAAAAAAAGAAAGAUCAUAUUUGUUGCCGUUUUCAAUCCAAAAACCAAUUUAAAGCGCUUUGUCAGCUAACUCGUUCGGUAUGCAAACCAUCAAGUGUGUGGUCGUUGGGGAUGGCGCUGUGGGCAAGACCUGCCUCCUAAUCUCAUACACAACCAACAAAUUUCCAUCGGAAUAUGUGCCAACUGUAUUCGACAAUUAUGCGGUUACCGUGAUGAUUGGCGGCGAGCCAUAUACGCUCGGAUUGUUUGAUACGGCCGGACAGGAGGAUUACGAUCGUCUGCGUCCGCUGUCAUAUCCGCAAACGGAUGUAUUUCUCGUCUGCUUCUCGGUCGUCAGUCCCAGUUCGUUCGAGAACGUUAAGGAGAAGUGGGUGCCUGAGAUAACGCACCAUUGUCAGAAGACGCCGUUCCUGCUGGUUGGCACACAAAUCGAUUUGCGCGACGAGACGAGCACAUUGGAAAAGCUGGCGAAGAACAAGCAGAAGCCAAUCACAUCGGAGCAGGGCGAGAAACUGGCCAAGGAGCUGAAGGCCGUCAAAUAUGUGGAAUGCUCGGCUCUCACACAGAAGGGCCUGAAAAAUGUGUUCGAUGAGGCCAUACUCGCUGCUUUGGAGCCACCAGAGCCAACCAAGAGGAGGAGAUGCAAAUUCCUCUAAGAGUUUCUCUGUUUUGUUUGUUGUCAUUUCGCUUGUUUUUUAUUUCUUCUUCUUCGUCCUUAAAACAAACAAAUUGCAAUAUGCUAACUAUACAUAUACACAUAUAUAUAUCCAUAUAUCUUUUAUACAUAUAUGUAUAUAUAUAUAUAUAUAACAUUAUAUAUGUAUGUAUCCCCCCGCGCCCCUUUUAAAUUGUAUUAAUCGAUAUACUCGCUUCAAAACCCCAGCUUAAAAUGCGUUUGCCAGCUAAUCGUCAAAUUAUGAUUUAAAUUAUAUGUUUUGUUUUUGCCCCCCUUGUCCCCUCGUGCCCCAACUUUCGAAUGUAGCAUUACAUUCAAUUUCCCUACCUUUCCAAACUUUUUGUUUUGUUUUCUUUUUUUUUUUUGGCGCAAUUUUCUUAUAAGAUGAACAACAAAACAAUGAAGAAAUAAGCAAAAAACAAACAACAAUAACAAUAUAGCAAACAAAUUAUUUAUAUAUACAUAUAUACAAAAUUAAGAGAAGAAAAAACAAAAACACAAAAAAAAAAUCAAGAGAAAAUUGAAUGAUGCAAAUGAUAGAGGAAGAGAGAGAGAGGAGGAGGAAGAAGAAAAAAGUAUGCAAUUUUCUGUUUUGCAUAACUAUAUAUAAAAAGUAUAAAAUAAUAACAAAUAACCUAACCUAAUGAACUAGGAGAGGAAAGAAAGCCCAGAAGAAGUGUGAAGGGAGAGACAGCAAUAAAAAAUAUAAAGCAAAAACAAACAAGAAGAAGAAGCAUAGAAGCAUUCACACACAGAACACAACACACACAUAAAUAAUUUAAUAAAAGGAUAACGCGUCAUUGUAUGUAAACGCUAUUAUGUAAUAAAAAACAAACAAAAGAAAAACGUAAGAGUAUUGAAAUAUAUAAGUAACAACAAUAAUAAUAAUAAACAGAAGCAACAACAACAACAACCAGCAAGAAUUGCAAAACAAAACAAUAAAAACAAAAAAAUAGGAUGAGAAACGAAACGGAAAACAAUUCAAAA
This is a messenger RNA of Drosophila albomicans, 1770 nucleotides long. RefSeq names its product cdc42 homolog (gene Cdc42). The record is from RefSeq and is a predicted model, not a curated record. Gene Ontology annotation, biological process: small GTPase-mediated signal transduction. The coding region runs from base 188 to 763 and encodes 191 amino acids. Gene Ontology annotation, molecular function: GTP binding; GTPase activity. Lineage: Eukaryota; Metazoa; Arthropoda; Insecta; Diptera; Drosophilidae. The transcript is spliced from 3 exons.